AUUCGGGCCGGAGUGUGCCGGAGCGCAUCGCGUGCUCCGUUUUCUGUUGCGGAUUUUUGCGCGUACGUACUGCCGAUAGAACUUAUUACGGUGCGUGGUGAACGGACGUGGAAACGAGUCGCGAUACGUUUGUUGGACCGUUGCGAUCAAUGUUCGCGUUCGCGUUUCCGGACCGGCACAGGUGAAGCCUGACGACGGGGCCUGUCGUACGCGCGAUUUUUCUUACCGGCCCGCGCGCCCACGAAUAACAAACCGUUUGUCGCGCCUAUUGACCCGGAGUUGUUGACGGCGGACACGUUCUGCGCUGCGUGUCGCAGCGAUUGUUUAAUCUUUCGGCCGUACCGCGAGAACACCGAUUGUACGGUACAUGCUUCUCGUGUAAGUGUUCGUGAUUCCGAUUAAUAGCGGUGUUGACUGAAUUAAAAUGGUCACCGUCAACAACAACAAUAGCGGCAGCAGCAAUUCAACACAGCUAAUAGAAACUGUGUCCAUUGAUUAUGAAGACUUCAACGAUACAUUCUUAACCUGCGCCACUUGUCUAUGCAUUUAUGAUGGUGCGGAACGUGCUCCAAAACUUUUACCAUGUUCACAUACUGUGUGCGUACACUGUUUGACAAGGAUUGUAGCUGCAGCUAACAAUCGACGCACAACACUAGAUACAUCUUUAAACAUUAGUCGGGGCAGUGGUAGUAGUAAUAUUACACAAUCUCAACAACAACAGGAUUCUCAGACCGCUCAGCAACCGCGACAAACCUUUAGAUGUCCAAUUUGUAGGGAGCUCAUAGUGGUACCUAAUAAUGGUGGAGUUGCAGCUCUCCCACCAUCAUUUCUAGUCAAUCAGUUACUUGAUUUGAUAUCAACUCAUAGGCGGCGUACUUUAAUACCAACAUGUUGUGGUGGAGGUCUGAUGUCAUCACACAUGAAUCAGGAAUUGCUUUAUUGUGAGCCAUGUGAUCAAGUGUUUUGUUCAAUAUGCACCAAACAUGAAUUAGUACCUAGUGGAGAGAAUCUGAUUUCAUCAAAAUCUCCACCAUUAGUGCAUACAAUCAUACCUGUAUCAGUAGCUAUGAAACGUACAUCUGAAAUUAUGUUAUAUAAAGCUAAUGAAUGUGUAGCCAAAUUGAAUUGUUCGAGGGAUGGAGUACAUACUGAACUAGAACGUUUGGAUACAGCUCGUAACGAAUGUUUUGCUAUUUUAGACGAGUCGUUUAGUGAUCUUAUGAAUAUCAUAGAAAAUCGUAAACUUCAACUGCAACAGCAAAUACAUAAAGCAUGUGAUGCAAAAAAUAGAAUCUUAAGUCAGCAACUUGCAGCUAUUGAAAUUGAAAAAACCAAAGUUAUGGAUGAAUGUGGUAAUGUUCAUCAGUUAUUGGAUGUACAUUCUAUUAAUCAACGCAUUCAAAUUUUAAACAAACGUUUGGAACAGUCUACUAGUGGUAUUGAUGAACCUCGUGAAAAUGGUUUUAUUGCACUGGAUUUAGAAUUAACAGAAAUUAAAAAUGUAUUAAAAAAUGCAAUUGGACAAAUGGGUCGUGUACGCACAACAACUACUUGCCCUAGCCAUUGUACUCUAGAAGUUCUUAAAUCAAACGGGGAAAAUUUAGUGAUAUCUCGUUUAGUUGAUACUAGGAUCGCUGUUUUAACCGCUGUAGAUUAUGAUGGAAAUCAACGUACUCUAGGUGGUGAUCCAGUAACUGUAAAAUUAAUUGGUCCCUUAGAAGAUGCCCAAAAUGAGAGGGUUGAAAGUCAUUUAGGACAUCAACAAAAAGAAAAUGAUAAUGUACGUGUUAUUGAUCAUAAAAAUGGCAAAUAUACUAUCCGUUUAUGUCUGUCUACUUGUGGCAGAUAUCGACUUAAUGUUUGUGUAUUAGGUAGACCAGUUCCAUUUAAUGGUAGUAAUGGACGUAUUGAAUUUUCUGUGACUAAAAACAUCGAUCCUAUUUGUCAAUAUAAUAGAGGACCUACAGUGCAACAACCAGCUGCUAUUGCUGUAGACCAAAAUACUUCUAGAGUUUAUGUAUUAGAUACAGGAAAUUGUCGAAUAAGAGUACUUGAUACUAACCUAAAUUAUAUAUGUGAUAUCCAAAAUAUUGAAGCUAUGCGUAGUCGUUCUUCAACAGGCAUUGGUUUAUUGAGUGAUGAAACAUUGGUUACAGUAAAUUGGCGAACAAAUACAGCAACUCAAAUGACAUUAAAUGGUGAAACUAUUAAAACAUGGACACAUUCAAGUAUGAUAGAACCAAUGUGUGUUGUUGUUGACAGAAUGUAUGAUCAUGUUUUGAUAGGAGAUUCUUCAUAUAAUAUACAUGUAUUUAAAGCUACUACUGCUCAACAUCUAUUCACAAUAAAUAAUAACAAAACUGAUGGAAAAUCUGCUGAAUUUGUCGGUUCAUUUAUGGCAAUUGGGCCCAAUUCACAGAUCAUAGUUAUUUCUAGUACGCUAACAAUUGGAUGUCGCUAUUUAGAUAUAUAUUCAUGCAAAGGUACUUAUGAGCGAUCUAUCACUGUUGUAAUUACAGCAGACAAAUCUCUUCAAUCUUAUAGUUCACUGGCUACUUGUAAUAAUUUUAUUUUGGCUACAAGACGCUACUACAAUUCGUACGUUAUAGAUUUAAUUGAUAUGGAAACUGAAAAAUUAAUAAAUACUGUGGAUUCUAAUUCUUGUAAAUUGCGUCGUCCAGCCGGUAUAGUUUCGUUUACUGAACUUCAAGAUUCUUCUGCUGAUGAUACACAGCUCUCCCAAUGUUCAUCGUAUUACUUAUUAGUGACUGAUGUCGCUGCUGAUAGCGUAAAUAAGUAUCAAUAUUUUUAACUAUUAUUAAAUAAAUAUUGCCUAUCUACUUAAAUAUUUACUUAAACUAUAGUUAAAGAACCAAUGUUUA
Molecule: messenger RNA, 2882 nt
Organism: Sipha flava (yellow sugarcane aphid)
Lineage: Eukaryota; Metazoa; Arthropoda; Insecta; Hemiptera; Aphididae
Exons: 12
Coding region: 425-2812 (795 amino acids)
Biological process (GO): positive regulation of DNA-templated transcription
Cellular component (GO): nucleoplasm; chromatin
Molecular function (GO): ubiquitin-protein transferase activity
Source: RefSeq, a predicted model, not a curated record